Penicillium canescens is the source of this 1695-nucleotide messenger RNA. RefSeq names its product ATP-dependent DNA helicase PIF1. Lineage: Eukaryota; Fungi; Ascomycota; Eurotiomycetes; Eurotiales; Aspergillaceae. The record is from RefSeq and is a predicted model, not a curated record. Gene Ontology annotation, molecular function: zinc ion binding. The transcript has a single exon. Bases 1 to 1695 code for a protein of 564 amino acids.
AUGCUUCUUUCUGAAAACAGUCACUAUCGCGAUCACCACGAUAUCUUCACGGCAGGAAACCUGAGGGCAUUGGGGUUUUUCGCGUCCGAACCUAUCCAGAAGCUUCGCAAUACAGCCCCACAAUUGGUGAUGGACUCGACAUUUGGAACUAACAGUGGCGGGAUGGAUCUAUUCGCGGUAUUAGCUGAAGUUGAAGGUACCGGUGUUCCGCUUGCAUAUUGUCUGGUCGAGCUGCUAAAGCCCCCGCAGGCCAAUUUAGCCGAGGGGAAACCCGUCCGUGCGGAUCCUGGGGCGAUGACAUACAUUAUUCAACAAUUUCUGGAGCGACUGAAAAUUUUCGGAUUCAAUCCGAGAUGCGUCGCGGUUGAUAAGGAUCCUUCCGAACUUGCAGCGGUCACCACCGUAUGGCCUGGGGUCAAAGUUCAGCUUUGCUACUGGCAUGUCAAGCGGGCCGUAGGUACGAAACUCAAUUCGUCCAAAAGCACCAACACCCAAAAUCAUUACCGGCCCGAGGAGGCUCAAAAGCUGAUUCCAGACUUGGAGAUCUGCUGGGGUUCGCUACCGGUCCGCCGACCGGUGAGCCAUAGAUUUGGCGAUUGCUCAUGCCCGUCAAAGGGUGAGAAAAUCAGUGAAAUGGGGAGACUUGAGCCCGCCACGAAGGAGGACCGUGACACGGUUCUGGAGAUUUUCUGCCGAUAUUUUAACCUCCAUCCUCUUAUCCCUGAUUCUAACGGCACUUACAAGUGCUCGACAACUUUGCAUCGUAAAUGUGCGGCAGAGAUACAUACCUGGUGUAAGGCCCGAGGGUAUUACCGGCUUUGGGCUUAUCUGUAUGUCAACUGGUACUGCCCUAACCAGUGGAAGUUGUGGGCACGGGCUGCUGACUCUACUGAGAUCCCGGUGGUGAAGACAACAAUGAUCGUGGAGUCGCAUUGGCGAACACUGAAGCACGACUAUCUUCAUCGAUUCAAUCGGCCGCGAGUUGACCUGGUGGUGUGGGUCUUGGCAUCGCGAGUUCUCCCAGAUGCUAUCCAUCGAAUGAAAGCUAUUUCCAGUGGGCAGUUCCGCAUAUUCAAAGCUCGAUGGAGAGAGGCAUUUAAGAAGCAGUGGCGAAGAGAGGCCUCUAAAACCGUCGACCCCGACAAGUUGAAGGAAUACCACACAAGUCCGGUCAACUGGGUUUGUUCAUGCAAAUCCUUCCUGCACAGUCGCUUCCUUAUCUGCAAACACAUUGUUCAUUGUUUUGAGUCACCUAGUCCGGACUUUUUUGAAACUGUUAGUCGUCAGACGGUCUAUCCUUUCUGGAAAGAUGAACGAUUGGUUCUGCUACCUGAGUUUGCGUCGAGAGAGGGACUCCGCACUCGGAAGUUGCAUGGAAACAUCGAAAUGCAAGACACCACCCUCGCGUCACCAUUAGACUCCUCAGGAAGUGAGUCGGAGCAGGAUGAGGAGGAUGACCAAGAGGCUGUACCUCUGGAAAUCCAGGUCGCAGAAUUCAGAACAGUGAUGCAGGAAGCGAUAGAAAUUUUUGAGGAUCAAGUGGCGAAAGGAAAUGAGAAGUUUGUGGAAAGAUUCAUAGCAUCUAACCAGAUUAACCGUACUUUGGUGGAGGAAGUUAAGCACCGUCGUAAUAUGCGCAGUAUGCCACGGACUUGGGGAAGAUGCAAACACCCAGCGACAAUGUACUUCAAAUGA